AUAACACAUAUACUACUACUACUGUAUAGUCAAUCAAUCAAUGAGUUAUUUAUUCAUUGAUUGAUUAAUUGAAUGAAUGUAUGAUUUGUUUGUAAACAAACAAAAAAUAGUUUAGUUUUUAUUUGUGUUAUCAAUGAAAACACAACUCAAUUGUUUGACCAAUCGAUAGACCCGAUAAUGACGUCUAGACAACAACAACAACAUGUGGCCCGACUCGAGGUCGGCCAACGAGUCGAGUACUUGACGGGCGGCAAACGUGUGUUGGGCCGACUGGCCUACGGUCCGGCCGGGUUUCACGUCAAGCCAAACGAGACCGACUGGUGCGGUGUAGUGUUGGACGAUGCCGUCGGUAAAAAUAACGGCACCUUUCAAGGUGUCGAAUAUUUCAAGUGUCGCGACGGUCACGGCAUCUUUGUACGGGCCAACUGUUUGCGACCGAUACACGAUUCCCGUAUUCCCGGCUCCAAUAGGUCUACGCCGGCGACCACACCCAAGACUAUGACACCGUCGACCAGUCAGCUGUCGCUGGCCUCGCAAUCGAUGGACCGAUCGAUGAGCGCAUCAGUUACUAUGGCCGCCGCCGAGUCAGCGAAAACAACGCCCGAAAAGGAGGGCAAAGACGUGAAGCAUAUGAUCGACGAUUUCAAGAGUAAGAUUAGCGCCAAAAUUACCGAAAGCAAUGACCAACAUUUGGUACAUAAACGGCCCGACAAUGUUACCAGUGCUCAGGUUAGCGGUUCCUUAUCUGCCGAUGUCUCAGCCCAUGUUCGUGAGUCCAUUGAGGCACUCAAAGAUAAGCUAAACGAUUUGCAAACAAAAUACGAUACACUACUCGCCCGUCGGGCUCAGGACAAGGAAAAGCUCAGAGACUACGAGAAGCUGAGGCUUCAGUGCGAACAGCUUCAGGAAAACAAGCGACAGAUGAGCGAAAAGAUUGCCGAAAUGACAAAAGCCAAGUCGGCCGCCGAAAAGGAGGCCAAAGAGGCGCGCGAAGAGCAGUUGAGACACGCGGACGAAAUGAAAGACUUGGUCGAGACGGCCGAGAUUGCUGUCAUCGAUAAAGAGAUGGCCGAAAACAAGUCGGAACAGUUGCAGAGCGAAUUGGAACAGACAAAAGAACGUCUGGAAGAGGUGACACUCGAUCUGGAAAUCAUUAAGAGUGAGAUCGAAGAAAAGGGUACCGACGGAGCCGUCUCGAGCUAUCAGACAAAACAAUUGGAACAACAAAACGAACGGCUGAAGGAAGCGCUGCUGAAGUUACGCGAUAUAUCGGCUCAAGACAAGAGUGAAUUGCAGACACAACAAAAAGAUUUGGAUAAAUGUCAGACAGAGUGUACAGAAUUGCAGAAAUUGAACGACCAGUUGACACAAGAUGUACAACAAUAUGAGGAACAGAUUGUCGAUCUUAAGGAACAAAUCGACAGCGCUUUAGGCUCUCAAGAAAUGGUGGAAAAGUUGACCGAAACUAAUCUGAAACUCGAAGACAAACUGAACGAAAUGCAAGAGGCGCUUGACGACGAAGAAAACAUCAGAGAUCUUAACAAUCAGCUGAUUGAGGCCAAAGAGGAACAGGUGAUGGAGUUGAGAGAAGAGUUAGAUAUGUCCCAAUCGAAGAUCAAUAUUAUCAAGAAUGAGUACUCUAUACUACAGGAAACGUUAGCCGACUACGAGUCGACGAUUAAGAAGUUUCGCGAUUUGGUUACCCAAUUGCGUCAAGAGAAUCAAGAGUUGGCCGCAAAGUCGGAUUCAGCGCAAACCCAACAGAUCAGCCAAAAGGUCGAAAAUUUUGAGUUCCAUCGGGUUAUAUCCGAUCGAAAGGCCUUUACUCGGGCCAUAGAUAUGGAGUUAAGGCGCCUGGAGGUCGACCAGUGCCAGAAACAUAUUGGCUUUUUGUCAAAGUUUUUACCGGAAGUUUUCUUUUCGCGCGGCGGCGAUCACGAGUCCAUACAAGUGUUGCUGUUUUUGCCGCGAAUUGUACGCAAAUGUGAGAUAAUUGAACGCCAAAUGAUCGAAAAGUAUCAGUCGCUGGCCGUCCAAGAGAUUACCAAACAAACGAUUGUCGAAUCGCACGACAGUCUCAGACAACAGGUUUUCAUUAAACAACUUCUGUAUAACUUGUUGUCCAUUCAAUCAGUUUUGACCAAAUUUAUUGAAUCGCUUCACUGUUGCGAUUGUGAACUAUUCUUACAUAUUGGCGGACUGUUUCCCGAACUCAGAUUUCACGAGAAAACUAUCGACCAUUUUAUGGAUCUACUCAAAGAAGACAAAUUAGAUGAGACACAAGCCGUAGAACCACUGGAGAAGACUCUACAGUACUUUCAAUCAGUUUAUAGCAUUCAUUUGGCUGAUAAACGGGUCGUCGAUCACAACAAACUGGUCAACGAUUUCAUUACUAUCAUUAAGAGUGCUUCGGAUGCCAUUCAUCUUGAUUUGACAAUUAUUUCGGCGAUCUGUGGUGACGGAUGCGAAACUUUAUUAAAGACACUGUCGACUCAUAUUGAAGACAUCGAUCAGUUCUACAAGAAAAUUACUCGAAGACUCAAAUUGGAAACACCGCUAACACUUGACGAAUCAAUUGAGAAUGAGAUCAGCGAUUGUAUGUCACUAAUGGGUCGACUGAUUCAGGCGCUGAAAGUUGUCAGAGUUAAGGUAAUGCAGACAAAUGAUCCGUGCGAUGGCAAACAUCUGGACGAGUUGGCCAAAGAGGUCGGCGGAUUGAAGUUUAUCAACGAUUCGCUUCAAUCAGUUAUGACUAUUUGCUGCCAAUUUUCAACAGCCUUACAACAGGGUGAUUACGACGAAACCAAAUCAUUGGACACGAAUCGAGACAAAGCGAAUCCCAUCGAUGAAAGGGCACACAUCUGGAAGACGCAGACAGAAGAGAUUGACGGAUUGAAGUCGAGGAUGGAGUCGCGCGAAUCGGAGACCAACGAACUGAAGAGAGCUCUGAAACUCAAGAUGGAAGAGCUAAGCGAAAUGCAGAUACGCCGCGAUUUGGCCGAAAAGAAAUUGUCGAAUGCGACCAAAGAGGCCGACGAACGGGUUGUUCGAUUGCAGAACGAAUUGGAUCUGAAGAACAAAGAGUUCAAAGAUAAAGAGAUCGAAAUGGAGAGAACAUUGAAUAAAUAUAACCACGAGAUCAACGAUUUGUAUUCAAAUCAAAGGAUAAUGAAAGAGAAAUUGAAAGACUACUCGAAAUCGGAUCUAAUCGGAAAAAUUAUGACAUCGAAGACCAGUACUAACGAAUCGGUACUUAUCACACAGAUUCGUGACCUGCGAACGGCACUCAAGAAAGUGAUGGACGAUAACUAUUCAUUGCAGAUCAAGAUUGCCGAACGUGAUGUAAAACUUAGGCCAUUGGCCACUAAAUCGUACGACAAUUGCAAACCAUUGUGGCUGUUGAGGGCUCAGGGACGGGAACAAGAUAUUGAUCCCAAACAGGAACGCCUGAUUCAGCUGACAAAACAAGUAAAUCAAUUGCAAUCAGACAUCCGAUUGUCAAUGAUUACCAAUUCGGUCUGGGAUUUCAAACGACCUCUGCCUAAACAACGUAGAGAACAGGAACUCAAACGACUUGAUUUGAUUUCCAGAUACGACAAACUGGAGCGCGAUAUCAAUGAUUUUGUACAGACCUUUGGUGACGGAUACCAAACGGGCGCUCAUUUCACAUCAUUUCCAGCGCCGCAUAUAUCAAAGUGUUUUAAUGAACGGACAGCCAAACUGGCGGCUAUACUAUCGGUUCCGUCGACAAAGUCAGCGGUGGUAUCGCUUGAGGUUACUUAUGAACAGUUAAAAGGAUUGCAUCGAAAACUGCUUUAAAUAUUAUUAUAAAAAUACUUUACU
This is a messenger RNA of Oppia nitens, 3843 nucleotides long. Its product is annotated as dynactin subunit 1-like. Gene Ontology annotation, biological process: nuclear migration; establishment of mitotic spindle orientation. Bases 178 to 3819 code for a protein of 1213 amino acids. The record is from RefSeq and is a predicted model, not a curated record. Gene Ontology annotation, cellular component: axon; kinetochore; microtubule associated complex. NCBI's taxonomy places the organism in Eukaryota, Metazoa, Arthropoda, Arachnida, Sarcoptiformes, Oppiidae. The transcript is spliced from 4 exons.